AGUGGCGCACGCGCAGUGCCGCGAGCCAAGUUUCCGGCGGGUCAUGGCGGCCACGUUCUUCGGUGAGGUGGUGAGGGCUCCAUGCCGAGCCGGGACGGAGGACGAAGAGGAGGAGGAGGAAGCAAGAGAGACUUCGGAGGACACGGAGGUCCGGCGGCAGCUGGCGCAGAAGAGGGAGGUGCAGCUUCUUAGAAGACAGACAGAAACAACUCUGGACGGUUCUCUGCUAGAAAAUCAUCCUUGCUCAAAGUUUAUAAUUGCUAUAGGAAAUAAUGCAGUAGCAUUUUUGUCAUCAUUCGUUAUGAACUCAGGAGGCUGGGAAGAAGUUGGUUGUACUAAACUCUGGAAUGAGUGGUGCAGGGCAGCAGACAGUCUACAUCUGUGCCCCACAGACGCUCUCUGUGUGUUCUAUCAACUGAAGUCCGAUCCCUCGAUCCUCAUCUGCCAGUGUAGUUGCUAUGUUGCUGAAGAUCAACAGUAUCAGUGGCUGGAAAAGGUUUUUGGCUCUUCUCCAAGGAAGAACUUGCAGAUAACUAUUCUCACAUGUCGACAUGUCACCGACUAUAAAACCUCAGAAUCUACUGGCAGCCUUCCUACUCCUUUCUUGAGAGCCCUAAAAACACAGCAUUUCAAAGACUCUGCUUGUUGCUCACUUCUGGAACAACCAAAUAUUGCACACGGUCUUCCUGCAGCAGUGCUGAGUUACUGUCAGGUGUGGAAAAUCCCCGCGGUUCUGUACUUGUGUUACACGGAUGUGACGAAACCAGACAUCGUUACCAUUGAAGCUUUCAAGCCCAUACUGUCUUCCAUGAGCUUCAAAGACCUGGUCACGGCUGUGCCCCGAUGCUCAGAGAUUCUGAAGAAAUUGACCUCAAGUGAGACUCAGAGUAACAUUUACACGUGACCCUGGAGUGCUGCCCACUCUGUCCAGUGCUUUAAGGGCAGCAGCUGGAACUGUUUUGUGUCUUAUGGGGGGGGAUGACUAUUUUGAGGGUGAUAAAGCAAAAUAAAAAGUGUAAUUGUGA
This is a messenger RNA of Dipodomys spectabilis (banner-tailed kangaroo rat), 1025 nucleotides long. It is a transcript of the gene Psmg1, whose product is annotated as proteasome assembly chaperone 1. Lineage: Eukaryota; Metazoa; Chordata; Mammalia; Rodentia; Heteromyidae. The coding region runs from base 44 to 904 and encodes 286 amino acids. The record is from RefSeq and is a predicted model, not a curated record. Gene Ontology annotation, cellular component: endoplasmic reticulum. Gene Ontology annotation, biological process: proteasome core complex assembly. The transcript has 7 exons. Gene Ontology annotation, molecular function: proteasome binding.